AUGCCGGCAGUCGUUGCCGCAGCCUCCGUUGGAGAACUUUCUGCCCUUCCUCUCCUUGUCCAUCUGCCCUCACUCCUCCCCUCCUUCCCCCCCCUCCUCCCCCCCCCCCACCCCCCCCCCCUCUCUCUCUCUCUCUCUCUCUCUCUCUCUCUCUCUCUCUCUCUCUCUCUCUCUCUCUCUCUCUCUCUCCAUCCCUCCCUCCCCGUGUCGUCUGCAUGUCCCGCCGUGCUUUGCGGCAGGAACAUGACAGGAUCGGGGCUCAAAGGCAGCCUCCCGGACAGCCUAUUCAUGCUCGACAAGUUGACCAUGCUUGACUUCACGUACAAUUUUCUGACGGGCGGGAUUCCCAUCACCGUCGGAAUCGCCAACAAGCUUCAGUGGAUGAGUCUGGCACGCAACAACUUCAACGGCAUGGUCCCGCUACUCAACACCCUUGCACAACUCUCCUACCUGGAUCUCAGCACCAACGGGUUCAUAGGCGAGCUCACCAGCCUGCCCACUUCGCUCGCCUACUUGAACGUGCAGUACAACCAGUUCACAGGGCCCGUCCCUGCGGGCCUCGCCACACUCAAAAAGCUCACCUACCUCAACAUGAAGUCCAACCAGUUCUCCGGUGUGCUCCCGCCGGCCCUGGGCAAUCUCGCCACUCUGCAGACCCUCAACUUGGGUACCAACACUCUCACAGGCGCCCUUCCCGCAAGCGUCUCUGGCCUCGCCAAGCUCUCCAUGCUUGACCUGGGUUACAACAAACUCAGCGGCCCUCUUCCCGCCACUCUUGGCGCCCUGCCUGCCCUCGAGUCCCUCACGCUCAACAACAACGCCUUCUCAGGCCCCAUUCCUCCCACGCUCUUCUCCCUCACCAAAGCUACCAGCCUGCUCAUCAAGGCCAAUAAGCUUACAGGCAGCAUCCCUUCCACUGUUGGCGCCCUCGCUUCACUUGUCUACUUGGAUCUGAGUGAGAACUCGCUCACGGGCACCGUGCCAGCGAUCAUGGGCAAGCUAGCCAAGCUCCAGCAGUUCACUGUGAACUCCACGGGGCCAUCCAAGGUGCUGUGUGCGGCAGCGGGAGUGUGUGCGGUCAACCAGGUUGCCACCUCUGCCUUCUGCCAGACGUGCGCCACCUUCUGCCAAGUCUGCACGCCCCCUGGAACGAACACUAAGUCCGCCGCGGCUCCUGCUCCUGCUACUGCGCCUCCCCCCGCUACUGCGCCUCCCCCUGCCACUGCGCCCCCUCCUGCCACUGCCCCCCCCCCUGCCACGUCGCCUUCCCCUGCCAUGCCCCCUGCCGUCUCCCCUGCCAUGCCCCCUGUCGUCUCCCCUGCCAUGCCCCCUGUUGUAUCCCCUGCCAUGCCCCCCCCUGUUGUAUCUCCUGCCAUGCCCCCUGUCUUAUCUCCUGCACCAUCUCCUGCAGCUCCAGUCAUUCCUCCUGCUGCUUCUCCUGCCCCCGCUCCUGCCCCCGUUUCUGCCGCACCUACGCCUGCACCCGCCUCACCGCCUGUAAUCGCUCCUGUUCCUGCUCCAACCGUCGCUCCCCCAGUCGCAUCUCCCCCCGCGCCUGCUCCUCCCCCCAACACAGCUUCUCCUCCACCUGCUCCUGUCACAGCUUCCCCUCCCCCCCUCAGUGCCUCUCCUCCUCCCAAGGUUGACCCUCCUUCUGCACCUGGCGCACCUGCCGCCACGGUGCCUUCUCCUCCUCCGCCUCCCAACGCUGGAGCUAUUUAUGGUGUUGGCGUUGGCACGCUGCUGGCCUCCCUGGUGUCAGCAAUGGCGCUGAACAUGCUGCUGUAG
Closterium sp. NIES-65 is the source of this 1788-nucleotide messenger RNA. Lineage: Eukaryota; Viridiplantae; Streptophyta; Zygnematophyceae; Desmidiales; Closteriaceae. The record is from the annotation of a GenBank genome assembly.